Mya arenaria is the source of this 3443-nucleotide messenger RNA. Its product is annotated as transmembrane protein 41B-like. The transcript is spliced from 7 exons. Gene Ontology annotation, cellular component: endoplasmic reticulum membrane. The record is from RefSeq and is a predicted model, not a curated record. NCBI's taxonomy places the organism in Eukaryota, Metazoa, Mollusca, Bivalvia, Myida, Myidae. The coding region runs from base 46 to 912 and encodes 288 amino acids.
UCAGAAUUUGCAAAUAUUACAAACAGACAAUAUAACGUGAUCAAAAUGGAUUCCUCCAGAGGAUCAAGUCAUCGUCAUACCAAGAAAAACAGAAUAUUGGAUGCUAAUGAUGAGCAAGAGUUUACUCAGCUCAAGAGCAAGGAGCCAGCUUCACUGACCCAGCCAACACAGGAUGAAGGGGGAAGCACCAAACCACUCAUCCUCUUGCUCUUGAUAUUCCUGUCAGCCCUGGGUGUCCUCGGUCUAGUCUAUCUCAACUUUCCACAACUCGCUCAGGAUGAAAAGCAAUACAUAAAGCUGCCUCGAGAUAUAGAAGAUGCAAAGAACCUAGGGAAAGUUUUGUCCGGAUACACAGACACAUAUUACUACCAAGUGCUUUCAGGAUAUUUCAUCACAUACAUAUUCCUCCAGUCCUUUGCAAUACCAGGCUCAAUAUUCUUGAGUAUAUUGUCUGGGUUUUUGUUUCCGUUUCCACUGGCCUUAUUUAUGGUCUGCUUGUGUUCAGGCUUGGGUGCAACCUUCUGUUACCUGCUAUCUCUGCUGGUCGGGAGAAGGCUUGUCAUCAAAUAUAUACCAGAGAGGGUCGCAGACUGGCAGGCGCAUGUAAAUCAUCAUCGAGAACACCUGCUAAACUACAUAAUAUUCCUGCGUAUUACUCCAUUCCUGCCUAACUGGUUCAUCAAUAUAGCAUCACCUGUGAUCAACGUUCCACUACUUCCGUUCUUUCUAGGCACAUUCCUUGGAGUGGCUCCCCCUUCAUUUGUAGCCAUUCAAGGAGGCACAACCCUACAUCAACUCACGUCCUCAGGUGACGCCGUCUCGUACCGCUCAAUGGGAAUUCUCGCCGUCUUCGCAGUCAUCUCUCUACUUCCUGUCAUCUUUAAAAAGAAACUCAAAGCCAAGCUAGAGUGAACUAUGUGGAGAGAUUAAUGCUUUGUACAUGUACUAGACAGAAAUUACCAUAUUCAGCUACUGCUUGUUCUCCAAGUUUAUUUAAUAUUUAUAACCCUUAACGUGUUUAUUACGUGUUGUACAUGUAUGUUAUAUUUUUGGCUUUAUGGCAUUAAAUUGGAAAAAAAGCCUAUUUCUUUUGCAGAACAAUAUCUUUUUUUAUUUUUCUUUAAUAUAUCUGUGUGGCGCUAAGUCUGACCUCUAGUUUAUUAUUUUAUUUAUUUCUAUUUUCACUAAACACUUAUUUUAGUUGGGAAGUUGUUUUAUAACGGUCAAGCAAAAUUUCAUUUCAAACUUUAAAGCCUUUGACAUCUUUGCUGAUUACUGAAAAUUAUGUACUGAAAUGCAAUGUAAUGUCAAAUGUAAUUUGGUAAUAUAUUGUACAUUGUUUUAUUAUUUUUCUAACAAGGGCACCAUAACAAAGCAGUCCCUUUGUGAAGUUGUUACACUUCAAGUAUGUUUGCUUUACUGUUCUAAAUAGUCAACUGUUUUAAAUAGACAAGGACAUUUUAUCCCAUAUUUUGGAAAAUGAUGCUGUACAAAUCUCAGGCAUUGUCCAUAGAAUAUUGUAAGACUACCACAUCGAAAGAAUUUAAAGUGUGUUCGGCCAACAUUUGAGCAAUUGGUAUGAACUGAUCACAAAAGUGUUUUUAAUCAUACAGGUACUUUGGUGCUUAAAUGUAUGUUCUUACAUAAACUGUACAAACUGUAUAAUUUUACAUUUUCUCUGAAGAAAAAAUUGACCAUUGAGAGCUCUGUGCCCAAAUAUUUCAACUGUCUGUCCCUUUUACUAGACUCAAGCUCAGCAUAUUUGCUCUGUUUAAAUUGUGUAUUAUCUUCCCUAAAGAUACUUUUUAAGAGAGCUGUUUUUAUGUUUUUAAGUUAAUCACAUAACACAAUUUUUCGUCUUGUAAAACCAGUAAUUUUGCUAGUUGAAAUAUUAAAGGUACUCAAGUGUGUAUAGUUAAAGAACGUUUUAGAAAUUUCGGCCAAAACAGCUUAUCAUUCUUUUAAUUUCAUAUGCUGAUAAGCCCUUCUGGAAAUCAGUGACCUAAAUAUAGUGCCCUGUGAUGUUAUAUGCUAAAUAUAUGAUAAACGUGGUCUGGUUGUGUUGAGGUUUUGUAUUUCUGUACUUCUUUGUUGUUUAAAUUUUAUUUAUUGAGAUCUGGCCAAAAUAUCAUGAAAGCACUGAAGACAAACCCCAAUCUCAACUUAUUUUACCACAAAACAUCCACAGUUAUUAAAAUUGUAUGCUUUUACACUUCAGGUGCAUAUCCCCAUAGAAUAUGUUAAUAAAAAACUUUUGGUAAAAAGAUUAAAGCAAAAAAUGUAUUUGAGUAGUACUGAACUUGGCUUUUAACAAUAAUUAUCAGUCAAUUAUAGUAUUGCCUUAGAAAUAGUUUUCUUUGAAACAUUGACAAAAGGUGUUUUUUUUAAGAGCACAUUCUGUGAGAAUUAACGUUUUUUAAAAGAGUGAAAAAAUACAAGAUUUUGAAUCCUACUAUGGUUUUAUGUGGUAAAAUAUAAAAAAAUAUAUAAAUCCUUUCGUUGACAAUGACACAUGUUUUUAACACAAUGAUUUUAACUCUUAAUUUGUUACAUGCUUUCUGAUUAAAUGAAAAAAUGGAGUUAAACCAAUGAAAAUCCACCUUUCACCAUGACGCGGAUAUUACAUCAUUGUAUGUUUCUGUGAAUAGACGCUUGCAUGUAGGGGAAGUAACUGUUUUGUUUAUAAUUUCAUCGUCUUUUAUUCUUAAUUUCUUUUAAAGUUUUAGAACUCCAGAUUGGAAAUUUUUAUUCAGAAAUGGGAAAAAGGGUACUUUUUGCCAUUGAGAACAUGACAACCGGCUUUAAAUAUUGCCGAAAAAAAACCCUGACAAUUCAUAAUUGUAUUUUUUAUUCAUUUCUGAGGGGAAUUGAUUACCAAUUUUUGGGAAAAUGUGACUAUUUUUUGGGAAAAUUGGACGAUUUUCGGCGAGGGGAAACAGCCGUUAUUCGGCGGUAAAUUUCACGAAAAAAAAUUCACUGUUUAGGUAGUACCUGUUUUGAGGUAGUACCUGCUUUUAGGUAGUACCUGCUCUUAGGUAGUACCUGCUUUGAGGGAGUACCUGCUUUGAGGUAGUACCUCUCUGUAUCGCGGUUACAUUAAUUUCUUGCAUAGUUGUGGUAAACAUCGUAUAUUCAUCGAAUGGCUUGACACUAUAUUAGACAAACUCACAGGAGGCAGAAACAAAAUAUUUUUUUUAUAUGUUUAUAUAUAUAUAUAUAUUCUAUAUAUAUACAUAUAGGCUUAAAUAAUCAAAACUAAAUUGUUUCUGCCCCCGGUGGACAAACUAAGUAUUUGGGACAGUUUCUUUUAUCCUCUAGUAUAUUUUGAGCAUUUUCAAUGUUCAUCCAUUUGGAAUAUUCAUAGUCAUAUCCAAUUAUUUAUUUGUCAUUUUUUGUUUUAUUUCUUGUAUUUAUUAACCUGAAAUAAAAUAUUAAAAUAUCAG